Saprolegnia parasitica CBS 223.65 is the source of this 1050-nucleotide messenger RNA. RefSeq lists its product as hypothetical. Gene Ontology annotation, molecular function: S-adenosylmethionine-dependent methyltransferase activity. Bases 1 to 1050 code for a protein of 349 amino acids. NCBI's taxonomy places the organism in Eukaryota, Oomycota, Saprolegniomycetes, Saprolegniales, Saprolegniaceae. The transcript is spliced from 2 exons. The record is from RefSeq and is a predicted model, not a curated record. Gene Ontology annotation, biological process: methylation.
AUGCACCGACUGCAUUGCCUUCACCGCCGCGUCUUCUCGAUGUCAACGGCGCGUCAUGGCGAGCACUCGGACCUCGUGGGCUUGACGGCGCACUUGCUCAAGCAGGCGGUCAUGCCGCUCGUCACCUCGAAAGGCACGGCCUCGCCGCUGACGCUUCGGGUGCUGGACGCUGGCGCUGGGAACGGCGGCCAGUCGAUGCAGUUGCUCUCGACCUUGCUCACGCAGUGCGAGCAGCUUCUUCCGUGGGAGACCCACCGCGAGUACCUCGUGUUGCAUGCGUCCAGCAGCGCCAACGACGUGACCGCGCUCGUCGAUGCGUUGGCGUCGGACCCAUCGUACGUCAAUUCGCACCACAAUGCGUUCGCGGGUCAGCUCGUGCCGCACAACUCGGUCGAUGUGUGCGUCUCGUACGCGGCGCUUCAGUGGCUCUCGACGCUGCCGUCGCCCGUGCCGGGGCCGAUGCUCACGCCGGACAAUGUCUCGGGCGACGUGACGUGGCAAGCCGCCGCGACGGCCGACUUGACCGAGUUCCUCACUCUGCGUGCAGCUGAAGUCGCCGAUAACGGCGUUCUCUCGAUGACGCUCAUGGCCGAUGUCGGCGCAUCGACCGUGGGCUUGAUGGUGUCGGCGGUCGAGUCGGCGCUCACGGAUCUUGUGGCGCUGGACCUGCUUUCGCCGACCUCGCUCGAUAAGAUCGCCAUCGGCUGGUACCUGCGCAGCAUGGACGACGUGGCCACAGCGGCCAGUGUCGUCGUCGACAAGUGGGAUCGCAUCGAGCUGCGCGCGAUCUCGUUGCCCGUGAAGAUGCCUACUGCGACCGCCAUGGCCAUGGCCAUGUUGUCGCUCUUGGGCCCUACGCUGGCGGCGGGCAUGACGGAGCACGAGCGAUCGAAUCCAGAGCUCGAAAGUGCCUUGGUGGAGCGCUUGGCGGCGCGGUUCGCCGAGCCCGUGUGCGUCCGUGACAAGACCGCGCCGCUCUACGCCGUGAUGACGAUCGACUACAUUUAUGCAGCGUUUGCGCGCCGCCACCGCACGUCUCUUUCGAUCUAG